This is a messenger RNA of Eruca vesicaria subsp. sativa (arugula), 561 nucleotides long. NCBI's taxonomy places the organism in Eukaryota, Viridiplantae, Streptophyta, Magnoliopsida, Brassicales, Brassicaceae. The record is from the annotation of a GenBank genome assembly.
AUGGACGAAUCCAACAAGAUCGUAGAUUUCUCCGAGCGAGUGACAUACGUGGAACAGGACGGAGGCGAAGAAGGCAUCUUCUGGGACGUGGAAGAUUUCCCAUUCCCCGUUAACUCCACACCCGACGAGAUCUACAAAAAAAUCGUAUCAUGUCUGAAAGAAAUGGGCUCUGAACCGUUUCACAAAAAAAAAAAAAAGGGCUCUGAACCAGGUAGGACCACAGUCUGGGCCUACGUCGACGAGAACAAGAACGAGACUUGGGGGAAGAGAGGUGGUGAGUUUCUGAGUAAGAAGACGUGGGAGUCAAGAAUCUAUUUCCUCCCCGGAGGUGAUGAUAAGCCUUCGAGACGUAAUAGGAUGUUGAUUGAUAUUCUUUUGUGGGAAUUGGACCAUCCUGCUCCAGCGAGUUUGAUCGUGGUUUCGGAUCGUGUUAGAGGUGAUAAAGAGUUCUUUGGUAGGGUUAGAUCUCUUACUGUGGAUAUUUAUGAUGUUGAGGUGAUAGCUCCUCCUACUCGGCCCGUUGUACCGGAAAGUUUUCUGAGUGGCCGAGAUUGUUGUUAG